AUGGACCAGAAAAAUGACAGUUCUUUCACUGGAUUUAUCCUACUGGGUUUCUCUGACAAGCCUCAACUGGAGCUAAUCCUCUUUGUGGUUCUUUUGAUCUUCUAUGUUUUCACAUUGCUGGGGAACACAACCAUCAUUGUAUUGUCUCGCCUGAAUCCACAUCUUCACACCCCUAUGUACUUUUUCCUCUCCAUCCUAAGCUUUCUGGACCUGUGUUACACUACCAGCAUUGUUCCACAGCUCCUGGUUAAUCUCGGGGGAGCAGACAAAUCCAUCUCUUACGGUGGUUGUGUAGUUCAGCUGUACAUCUCUCUAGGCUUGGGAUCUACAGAAUGUGUUCUCCUAGGAGUUAUGGCAUUUGACCUCUAUGCAGCUGUUUGCAGGCCCCUCCACUACACAGUAAUCAUGCACCCCCGUCUCUGUGCCCUGAUGGCUUCUGCUUCAUGGCUCAUUGGUUUUGCCCACUCCUUAUUGCAGACAGUGCUCAUUUUCCUUUUACCGCUUUGUGGAAGAAAUAAAUUAGACCACUUUCUUUGUGAGGUCCCUCCAUUGCUCAAGCUUGCCUGUGUUGACACCACUAGGAAUGAAUCUGAGCUCUUCUUUGUUGGUGUCCUCAUUCUUCUUAUCCCUGUCACAUUAAUCAUGUUCUCCUACAGUCGGAUUGUCAGGGCAGUCUUAAGAAUGAAGUCGGCGGCAGGGCAGAGAAAAGCAUUUGAGACAUGUGGAUCCCACCUCACAGUGGUCUCCCUGUUCUAUGGCACUGCCAUCUAUGUUUAUCUCCAGCCCAGCAGUAACUACUCCCAGGAUCAGGGCAAAUUCGUAUCUCUCUUCUACACCAUCAUUACACCCAUGAUCAACCCCCUUAUAUAUACACUGCGGAACAAGGAUGUGAAAGAAGCAAUUAAGAAAGUGCUUUGGAAAGAUCAUGGCUCCAGAUGA
This is a messenger RNA of Galeopterus variegatus (Sunda flying lemur), 939 nucleotides long. Its product is annotated as putative olfactory receptor 2B8. The transcript has a single exon. Bases 1 to 939 code for a protein of 312 amino acids. NCBI's taxonomy places the organism in Eukaryota, Metazoa, Chordata, Mammalia, Dermoptera, Cynocephalidae. Gene Ontology annotation, biological process: G protein-coupled receptor signaling pathway. Gene Ontology annotation, molecular function: G protein-coupled receptor activity; olfactory receptor activity. Gene Ontology annotation, cellular component: membrane. The record is from RefSeq and is a predicted model, not a curated record.